AUGCUAAAAGACCGAGCUCAGUCGUUAGAGUCAGCGCUGCUCCAUAAGGAAUCUCAACUGAACUUGGCAACAGAAGCUCUCAACAAUGAGAGAGCGAAAAAUCAGAUCACCUGUGCAGAACUUCAAAUAUUGAGGAACUGGGUCACAGAAUUAGGAGGUGAAAAUGCUGUGAUUAAGGAAGAUUUGAAGAAUACAUGUCUGGAUAUUACUUUGCUCAGGAAAGAGUUAGGAGACGAACAAGAGAAGACCCAGGUUUUAAAGAAUGAAGUCCAGGUACUGAAGAAAUGGGUCUCGGAAUUAGGAGGCCAAAAUACCAAUCUUAAAGAAGACUUGGAAGAAGCCCUCCUGGAAGUGACCACACUCAAGAACUCGCUGUUAGAUGAGAAAAGGGAUGCUCUCCAUCACAGGAAGGAGAUGGAGAACUUACUGGAGGAGGAAAAGACAAGACAAGAAAAACUGGAAGUUGCCCUCAAUCACGGAAAGGAACUGGAGAGAGAAAGGAGUGAAAUGAGUACUGCUUUUCCAGGAGAGGCUAAAAGAAAGGACAAUGAGAGAGAGAAGCUAAGGGAACAGAUGGAACAGCUGCAGCACAACUUGGAAAGGGCCAUGCAAGAACAGCAUAACUUGGAGAGCUCUUUAAAACAUGCAGAAGCAGAGCUCUCAUCUUUGAAGAGGGCAGAAAGCAUAAACCUCCGUGAACUGGAAGAACUUGGGAAAGAAUGUGAAAGUUUGAGAGAAAAGUGUAGGAUGCAGGAGGAGAAUAAAAUUAAGAACGACAACGUGUCAGGGGACCAUCUAAGGACACAGGAAGAAGAACUGAGGAAUCAAGAUAAGUACAUGCUAAUGGCACUCCUCCAUGGGACUGCACAAAGGAACUUUCAUUUGGAACACAUUGAACUGGAACGAAGAAACAACAGCGAAGACAUGGCUCCAGAAAACUGUGCUGAAACAAGAGAUGGAAGAAAAGACCAUGUCAAUGGUGAGGACCUACAUGAACAAGUGAGGAGAGUAGAAGAGGAACAGUACAUGAAGUACUCCAAUGCCCAACGAGAAAAGAAGGACUAUGGAAAACAGUGGGAGGUCCUAUCGCAGAUGGUGGAGGAUCUUCUUCAGGGAGACAAACAAAAAAAUUGCUAA
This is a messenger RNA of Macrobrachium nipponense, 1137 nucleotides long. RefSeq lists its product as uncharacterized. The record is from RefSeq and is a predicted model, not a curated record. Bases 1 to 1137 code for a protein of 378 amino acids. NCBI's taxonomy places the organism in Eukaryota, Metazoa, Arthropoda, Malacostraca, Decapoda, Palaemonidae. The transcript has a single exon.